This is a messenger RNA of Spea bombifrons (plains spadefoot toad), 1767 nucleotides long. Its product is annotated as core histone macro-H2A.1. The record is from RefSeq and is a predicted model, not a curated record. The transcript is spliced from 9 exons. Bases 166 to 1284 code for a protein of 372 amino acids. NCBI's taxonomy places the organism in Eukaryota, Metazoa, Chordata, Amphibia, Anura, Pelobatidae. Gene Ontology annotation, molecular function: protein heterodimerization activity; DNA binding; structural constituent of chromatin. Gene Ontology annotation, cellular component: nucleosome. Gene Ontology annotation, biological process: nucleosome assembly.
CAAAGUGUACAGUACGAGAUGGGAUGUGACGCUUCUCCCCGCGGUGGAUUGUGGGAUUUUUUUACAGACACAGCCUAGUCUUCCCAGUUUACACAGAAAAGAGCUUGAGAGAAAAACACAGUAGACAUAUUGCUGUGAGGUGAAAUUUUGCUGACCUCAACCAGGAUGUCUAGCAGAGGAGGUAAAAAGAAGACAACAAAAACUUCCAGGUCUGCAAAGGCUGGGGUCAUUUUUCCUGUGGGCAGAAUGCUGCGUUACAUUAAAAAAGGACACCCUAAAUACAGAAUUGGAGUUGGUGCACCAGUGUACAUGGCUGCUGUACUGGAAUAUCUGACUGCGGAGAUUCUGGAACUUGCAGGAAAUGCAGCAAGAGACAAUAAAAAGGGAAGGGUUACGCCAAGGCACAUCCUUCUUGCUAUAGCAAAUGACGAGGAAUUAAAUCAGCUUUUAAAAGGAGUCACAAUAGCCAGUGGUGGUGUUUUACCAAAUAUUCAUCCAGAAUUAUUAGCAAAGAAGCGCGGAUCCAAAGGAAAACUGGAAGCUAUCAUUACUCCACCACCAGCGAAGAAAGCCAAAACAUCUUUGCCUAAAAAAGUGUUGUCAAAGAAACCUGGGUCUAGAAAAGGAAUGAGGAAAUCUAAGAAGAAGCAAGGAGAAGUCAGCAAAGCAGCAAGUGCAGACAGUACAACAGAAGGAACACCAGCAGAUGGGUUCACUGUUCUGUCUACAAAAAGCCUUUUCCUUGGACAAAAGCUGAACCUAAUUCACAGUGAAAUCAGUAAUUUAGCAGGAUUUGAGGUGGAGGCUGUUAUCAACCCUACCAAUGCUGACAUUGACCUUAAAGACGAUAUAGGUAAUGCCUUAGAAAAAAAAGGUGGAAAAGAAUUUGUGGAAGCAGUUAUCGAAAUGAGGAAAAAGAAUGGACCUUUGGAUAUAGCAGGGGCUGCUGUGACUUCCGGCCAUGGAUUGCCUGCAAAGUUUGUUAUCCACUGUAAUAGCCCCAGGUGGGGCUCGGAUAAAUGUGAAGAACUUCUGGAAAAGACGGUAAAGAAUUGUCUAGCAUUGGCAGAUGAGAAGAAAAUUAAAUCGAUUGCAUUUCCUUCAAUUGGCAGCGGAGGAAAUGGAUUUCCAAAGCAAACAGCUGCACAGCUUAUUCUGAAGGCUAUUUCCAACUAUUUCGUGUCUACAAUGUCAUCCUCAAUCAAGACUGUGUACUUUGUGCUUUUUGACAGUGAGAGCAUAGGCAUAUACGUGCAGGAAAUGGCAAAAUUAGAUGCCAACUAGGCCUUUAUUGCCAAAAUCAUUCAACAGUUCCCAUCACAGAGAUACUAUCCCUAGCUUUUUGUGAGACUGCACCAUAAUUGAAGAAAAAACACGCUCAUUUGGGAAAGCAAAGAUUACAUUUUGACCUUUCUAAAAUAUGUUGCAUUGGCACAGCUAGAUGACAUUACUGUUAAUGCACUAGAUCCGAGGCAUUGUCCAAACUUAGUGUAAUUUAGAAUAUUUUAUAGUUUUAUUUUACCAAGGUAUGAAAUUAUAAAGAUUGUCGUUGGGAGUAUAUUUUCUUUUAUAUGUGACUGAAAUGGAAGAUAUAUUUUGUAAAUGUGUGUUGUGGUGCUUUACUGUACAUCAAGUGAUAUUAUUUUCUCCAUUAAUGAAAUACAGAGUUGUGUUACCUAUUGUCUUACUCAAAUAACUUUUUUGUUUUUAUUAUAUUUGCAAAUUAUUAUUGAUGUGCAUUGCAUUAUUAAAAUUGUUAUGAAUGAG